Messenger RNA from Labrus bergylta (ballan wrasse), 2269 nucleotides. RefSeq names its product outer dynein arm docking complex subunit 1 (gene odad1). Gene Ontology annotation, biological process: outer dynein arm assembly; cilium movement. Lineage: Eukaryota; Metazoa; Chordata; Actinopteri; Labriformes; Labridae. Gene Ontology annotation, cellular component: axoneme. The record is from RefSeq and is a predicted model, not a curated record.
AUGGCCAAACUACAGAGACAGUUCAAGAUUAUGGAAGGAGAUCGGCAAGCGUACAACCUACAGGCCAGGGAGCAGAUCCGCAAGCAAGAGCGGGAGAUAAAUAAGCUGCAGAAAGAGCGUGAGGAGUUGCAUCGGAAUCUUAAUGCAUGUAAGAGCUCAUCCCGCCAACAACAGGACAGUGAUGACACCCAGAGUCUACGAGCUCUGCUGGAGCAAAAAGACAUGCUGGCCAAGGAGCUGGAGAGGGAAAAGCAAAGUCAAAAAGAUAUAAAUAAAGAGAUAGCAAACAUAGAGUUAAAGAUGGCAGAGCUGCGAAAACAAAAGGUCAACACUAGUGAUGCACAGAGGUCUGAGGUUCAACAGUCACAAAAGGCCAUACGCUCUUUGGAAUACAAACUGGACAGAGCCUUAACCCGCUUCAAUGAGCAGCUAAGCAACAACAGCCACCUGAGAGAGGAGUUGCAGACUCUUCAAAUUGAGCGUGUCCGUUUCCAGCAACUAAAGAAGAGGCUGGAAAAGGAACUGUACGAUAUCCGCAAGAGGAUCGGGGAAAUUGUCACCAUGUCCACUGCUGCUUAUGAUGCCAGGGUGGAGGCUCAGUCUAAGAUGACCAUGAUGAAAGAGAAGGCAGAGAAGGAGCUUACCCAGUACAAUGCAGAGAUGAAGGAACUGGAAAGGGUUAUCGCACACGAGUGUAGCCUGAAAGAGUUUAUGUCCACUAAGUGCAGCGAGAAGAGCGGACAGGAUGACGGCCAUGAGAUGGGACACAGACAAGUGUCAGAGCUGAAGGAGCAGAGGAGGAUGGACUCAGGGGAAGAGUCUCUGGACACUCUGGAGGAGGUUUUUGAGAAGAUCCAGACUGUGACAGGCGAGGACAACCUGGACCUGCUGGUCACCAGGUUCAUUCAGGACGAAGACCGGAACUUUGCACUCUUCAAUUUUGUCAAUGAGCAAAACAAUGAAGCUGAAUCUCUGAGGGAUCAAAUCAGUCAGAUACAAUCAGAGAUCGAGCAGUAUGGAGAAUCAAGUUUGCAAAAGGAGCGAGAUCAUCGCUCUCUGCUGAGAGGCUUUGAUGAGAAACAAAAGGAAAUUGAAUACCAAGCUGAGGACUACGAAAACCGAGCCAGCAUCAUAAGCAAAAUCCUGGAUGAGACAAAGACAGGAGUGAACAGCAUCUUCUCUAAAACAGAGUGUGACCGCUCAGUGAUCGAGGAUAAACUCGGCUCCUCUGCAGGGAUCAGUGAGAACAACAUCAUGUCCUACCUGGGUCUGGUGGAGCAGAAGACCAAUGAGCUGCUCACAAUACAAGCUUUCCAAAACUCUAAAGAUCUGGAAAAGGACUACAAUCCUAAAGACCUGCCCAAAUUUCUUUUGGGUCAAAAUCCUGAACUGCUUCAGCACAAAAUUAGCAUCCAACCUGCGAUCAACAGUUUGGAUUAUGAUGCAGAAGACUCUCCCGUCACUGAUGAGGAAGAACGGCCACUCUCACAGGGGGAACUUCGCAGAAGAAUAAUGAAAGGGGUUCAGAAGAGAGAGAGUUCAGGUCGACAGGCAGCAACUAAAGCCUCAAAGAUUUGAGGCUCCCUCGAAGACCCACUGUUGCAGAAAAUUCACCUGAACCUGGUGUAGUUCAUACUCACACUGAAUACUCAUCUGCAGCUGAAGGACCUGUUUACAUCAUAAUAUUGAGGCUAUGACAGCAACCAUGUUGAUCAGUCAUUUUUAAAUUGUUCCAGCUUAAACAUAUGAUUCAUUAAAAUGUUUUAAUGUCAACUUUAACAAAGAAUCAUUGGCCUGCCCUGUGUAUAACAUGUUUCAUUACUUUAGUUUGAACUAAUUUGAUUUAGAGCUAUAAAAUGCUUUUCUCAGACUCCAGUAACCAGCUGUCCUUUUGAAGUGUCACUUGCCAUCUGGCUUUGACUCUACAAUCUGCUCCGAGUACAGCCGCCCCUCGCUGCCAGCACUUCUUCACAUGAUACUUGCUGCUAUGCUCUAAAAGGAAAGGUUGGGGGCAGCAGAACCUUUUGUAAUCGUAAUUGGCAUGCCGAGUCCUUGAUUCUGUGUUCCAAAAAAAAAAAAAGGAGGUGCUUUAGUGUUUUACUGUAACCUCAGAUGUUUGGCUAAUUGUUGUUGGUGUUUUUUUUUUGUUUUUUUUUAAAGAUGUAGUUUUGAAUCAAAUGCACUUUAAGAUUAAUUGUCACAACAUUUGUAUUCAUACGAACUAUCCUCUAAAUCAGUGGUUAAAAACUGGUCUUGCCUCAGGACCCAC